UCUCAAUAACGGCGCUGAGGGGGCACUGGUAACCUACGGUUGAGGGAUUCGACCCACGCCGCCCCCGAUUUUUCCUUCAUGGGUGGGUCACAACAAGGAUGCACUUGAUGUUCUUGGACGCUUCGCUAACGCGGGUUAUCAUCCCCUUUCUUCAUUUUAAGUACAAGCGUAGGAUGAGCACAGUAAUUGAUGGCUUCCGUUAUAACUGACAAUAGACGGGUUCGAAAUCGCCGAAUGUGAAAAACACGCACACACACACAAAAAGAAAACACCCAUACACACUCCAAAGAAAAACAAAAGCCAAGUAAUGUAAAGCAUUCCCUAGCUGUCUGAGGCAUAGACCUCUCCCGAUCAGCUGCGCUUGAUUUACGGUUGCGUUGGCAACACCGGAGGAGCAGCCACUCAUCGCCUCACGGCUGAUUUCCUUCUCACUCAUCUUUCCUCCCGGCUCCUGUGAUAAGCUCUCAACAUCUUCAACCUCGCAACGGCAAGGUUCGGAACCAAAGCGCAGCACAUCUGACUCGUCGCAGCUGGACGCGCCACGGACAAACUCCAGUCCGGAACACGCUGUGCUUUUCUCCGCGAGACGUGAGUGACAUAGUCCUCGCUCAUCGACGCUAAAUCCAACGCGCCUCGUCUGACUUUUGUAAAACGUGGUAGGGUUUUUUUCGUUGUUGCCCUCGGAAGGACCACGGACAGACGGUACAGCCCGGGCCAAGCUCGGUACAUCUGCCGUCGGAAUAUGGCAAGGUGGUUCUACGUACUGUGCACAGGCUUCAUUGCUCUCAUGCUAGUCGUCGACGUAAAUGGAUGCGACUGCUCGAGGCUAAACAUGAGAAGAUUAGUGUGUAGUUCCGGUUCUUGUACGCGUAGUGAUGUCGAGAACGCCCAAGAGAGGUGCCUUCUUAGAUGUAAGAAAAAAAGGACGGAUCCCACCGAACAUCAAGGCUCUACUUGGCAACAUCAAUCUGGGCGAACAAGCGAACAGCUCUGGAAUGAAGUUGCCGAGCAACAAAGUGGCGACUCACAGUGUUUAUUGGAUGAUAUCUACCAUAAGCUGGACCCUGUCUGGCAAGAGAGACUCAUCAAGUUUCUGAAGAGUGCCGCCGAAGAUGGUCAAAAGUAAACAGAGUCAUUGCUUUGACUUGGGUCUACAUCAUCGUGCCAAAUACAGCGAGAUAUCACGGACCUGGGGUGUCAGAAUUAUGAACAAAAUGAUGAAAUCAAACAUUUUAGUGAUGCGAAACUUUAAAGCAUAGGCCCAGCAGUUCAGGUUUUCAUUCGUCUGGAUUUACAGGCUUUGGUGUUUUCAUUUUUAUUCUUCAAUUUCUGAUAUUUUGCUUAUUUUUGGAAACCUGUAAAGUUGCUCAAUCUUUUUUGUUGGUGUGGGUUUUCCUUUUAUGACACUGUCUACGGACUGCUGGCUAUGUGCAGGCUUAACCAUACCCUGCUGUAUGUAGACCGGUGCAGGUUGAUUUUAACACUUCUUUUAGAUUUAUUUGUUAUGUAUUCAUUUGUCGAAACGAUUGUCAUUUAUUCAUUCUUUAUUAUGAAGCUGAAACGUUGGUGGCUGUGUCCUCCCUAAUUCUGGGCAUGCGCAUUACUGUUUCAGUAAAACUACCUAUCUUGCUGUAGCCGCGUUACAUGUCUCGGGAUAGAUUGAUAUUUUGUAUAUAGGAUGCAGAAUUUAUGCCCCAAAUAACUGCUACAUCAUGCCUUUUCCUUUAGGAAAUAGGAAAAUAGGUAUUCGAAAAACAAAAAUAUGAUAUAAUAAUAUACAACUACAUUCAGGUAAAUGAACCAAUUCGUACCACGUGUUGGACGAGAAACCCAUUACGGAAGGAGACCGAUUUGAUCGAUACUGAUCUUGUUGCUGGUACCUUAGUCUGGUUUCCCAAGGCAUAGCUGAUUGUUGAUACUCUGGUGUAAGUGGUAUCUUGUUUUUCUUUGUCAACCUCGUUGACGUGAAGAUGAAGAAAAUACGCUAGUUUGUUUCCCAGUCAGUAUUGUAUUAACUACAAUUAAACAUCCAUGCAGCAACUUUGUAUUUUAUUUUAACCACGUUAUUCUAGCAGCACUAGAACACUGUAAAUAUUUAAAAUGUGAGGACUAAAUAUGGCUGUUCGAUGUAAAUUUAGGGUUUCUUCAAAAUGUUAUUCAGUAAUGUCCAUUCAAAAGAUAAUAUUAUGUUAUAAUUUAAGGUAUCUUCAAAAUGUUAUUCAGUAUUGUCCAUUCAAAAGAUAAUAGGGAAACCCAGGGGAAAAUUACCAAAAUUAUGUUAACGGAAAAAUAUAAAGAACUUCAAUUUUAUUUUACACUUUCUCUCUCAUGAGAGACAGAGUCUCCCCUCCCCUACCUAUCCUUGAUGUGGCCCAUAAAGUGAGUGUAUCCUAAUUACGAAGUUAGACUCAUCUGCCCCGUUGUUUGUAUUACUAAUUUAAGAAAAUGAAAGUUUCACCUGUGCCGACAUGUGCUGAGGCUUAACUACCCACGCUCCCCACUCCCGCCGGCUUAGCUUGAAGCACCGAUAUACAGGAGUCACCAACUUGUUAUAAAAUUACACAACCUACACGAUGAACCCACUAAAACCAUUGAAGAAUCAAUAAAAUAUCACUCUUGAAGCACGCAGGCACAGUCUCGAUACAUCUGCCGUCAGUUAUGAAUAAUCCAUUGGGUCGCAGACGCAGCACAGCAUAAAUAUCCUACAAGCCUGACGGCACCUGUCCGGUUGGUAACAGUGUACCUGUUGAUUGAUGGGCGACAUUAAGUUCCAGGGAAACUCCAACGCAUGCCCUUUUCCGCCAACAUCGAUCACUUACACCACUUGUACAACACAUGAAAGCUGAUUGGUUGAUGGAACAGGGUGAUAAUUAAACAUGCAACAUGUAUAUGCCUCUGACACACUUUCUUAUCUGAUGGAAAGUUCAAGAUCUUUUGCGGUACCCUCCCAAUCUUUGAGGGAAAGCCAACAAUUCCCCUAAGUUAUACUUAUCCAUCAAAUCAGUGUCCUGAUGCCCAACCAUUUGCUUGUGUAGUUUUGUAAAACAAAAUCCUCAAAGCAUUUCAAAAUAAGGUCCAUUCUGAAACUGAAUUGGCAUGUUCCCCUUGUCAAGGGAAUAAUGAAAAAAAGUACUUGAUUAGUCUACAAACAAAAUAAAAAUACUUGUUUUGAGCUUUAUUACAGUAAAAUAGACACACGAUUACCUGCUAGCAAAUUUUAAUUAAUUUUGAAAUCAGUAAUUCUUGCACUGCAUAUUUCAUUUGGGUUACUGACUUUAUAUUCUUGCAAAAUCGAGUGUUUAGUAGAAAGCACUAGGCUUCGUAUGAUAUCCGUAGAAAAUAGUUAUUUGGGGCUGUGUGAUGAGUGUGCCCAUGAAUACUCAAUAAACUAUCAUUCAAAUAGCAAUUUGUAUAAGUAGAAAGAAAUGCUAUUUUGUCUUAAAUGCUGGUAUUGAAAUAUUUUAUGGUAAUCUGUUUGGAAAUUAUAACGAUUAUGUAUUAACUUAAACCUCACCGAGGCAUGAUUGCCUCCGUUAAAGCUUGUGCCUUAUAUCACACUAGUAACAAAACAUUAUAUUAACUUAAAUUCGAAAGUUAAAAAGCUAUAAUCAUUGUUGUUCGCGUACGGGCGGUUUGUGUUUGUGCAUCAUGUGAAUAAAACAUUUCAACUGAUUGAUGUGCAGCAA
Molecule: messenger RNA, 3686 nt
Organism: Acanthaster planci (crown-of-thorns starfish)
Lineage: Eukaryota; Metazoa; Echinodermata; Asteroidea; Valvatida; Acanthasteridae
Source: RefSeq, a predicted model, not a curated record